This is a messenger RNA of Astrephomene gubernaculifera, 4710 nucleotides long. The record is from the annotation of a GenBank genome assembly. NCBI's taxonomy places the organism in Eukaryota, Viridiplantae, Chlorophyta, Chlorophyceae, Chlamydomonadales, Astrephomenaceae.
GGGGGCAAGGGGUGUGGAAGCAGACCAGCCGGACGGCAACACAGGUACCGCUGAAGGGGCCCAGGUGCCGCAACGGGCGGCAUGCGGAGGUGACGGGCCCCCGUCGCCGCCGCCAGUGAGGCCGGCCGGAGAUGGAGGCGACACGGCCCCUCCGCUCGCAGCCCCCUCCUCCACGGGCACAGGUGCCUCACCAGCUUCGACCUCGACCUCUGCCUCGACCUCUGCCUCGACCUCUGCCUCGACCUGUUCUUCCAUGCCGGUAACACCCAUCUCACUAUCCGUGUCGUCUUCCUCUCCCGGUUCCGCUUCCUCCCAUUCCGGCCCCGUCGCCGCCGCCGCCGCGGCAGCAGCCGCAGGAGGACAAGCUUGCGAUAUUGGGGAAGGAGGAGCAGGCGUUGCAUCAGCGACAGCAGCAGCGACAGCAGCAGCAGCAAGCGGCACGGAGGAUGGGGGGCAGGAGGGGCCCGAUGCUGGCGGCUCGCCGGAUGAGGCGGGUGGGCAGCAGCAGCAGCAGCGGCAGCAGCGGCAGCAGCGGCAGCAGCAGCAGCAGCAGCUGUCGGCGCAGAUCCUGCGGCGGUGCUACAAGCUGAUGUCCGCAGGCGCGGAGAGGAUGAUGCCCGACUUCGACUGGGACGAGGAGGACGCGCAGGACUGCAGCCGGAUGCUCGCCCUGGGUCGCCAGCUGCACCUGCCGCCCGGCCUGCUGACGAGGCUGGCGGCGGGCGGCCUGACGCCCCUGAUGCCGGCCGGGAGCAGCGGCGGCGGGGAGGACGGCCCCGGCAACCCCAGCAGCCCCGACACUGAGAGCAGCAGCAACAGCGGCUGCGGCGACGGCAGUAACGUGGACAAGAGCAGUAGCAGCAGCAGCAGCGGCAGCAGUGUUGGCAGCAGCAGCACUGUGAGCGUGGCAGAGCUGGAGGCGCUGGAAGCCACCAUACGGCGGCUGCGUGGGCAUGAUGGUGAUGGUGGCGGUGGCGGCGGUGGAUCUGGAUUUGGAUUUGGUUAUGGUGCGGGUGGCUUGGCGGGCAGCAGGUGGCAGCAGCUGUCAAGCACGCAGGAGGAGGUAUACGCCGACACGCUGCAGGAGCUGGCGUUGCGAUACUUCCUGGUGCGGCACUGCAUGGGGGACCAGGGGAGCAGCGGCGGCGGCGGUAGCAGCGGGGUCGGGGGCGGAGGCGGCGGCAGCAGCGGGGGUGGAGGCGGCGGCAGCAGCAGCAGCGGCAGCAGUGGCGGUCUGGGUAGCGGAGGCAGCCUGGUGGGCCGGCUGGCGGCUGUUGCAGCUGUGCGGAGGAGGGUGAUGCAGGGGCGACAGGGGCAGCAGGGCAGCGGAAGUAACGGCAACGGCAGCAGCAGCAGCAGUCAUCAGAACAAGGUUGGGAGGACUAACACCGCCGCCAACGACAGCAGCAGCAACAGCAGCAGCAGCAACGACAAUGAUAAGGAAGCCGCAGUGGGUGUGAGCCCACAAGGGCCGCAGCAGGAGGAGGAGGAGGAGGAGGAGGAGGAGGAGGAGGUGGUGUGCUGGGUGGACGCGGGGGGUGAGGCUGCGUUGCUGCAGGAGCGGGGGUGGUUGGGGUUGCUGACGCCGCAGCAGCAGGAGGAGGACCUGCCGACGCAGGUAACAGCGGCGCUAGCAGCAGCAAAGACAGCGCCAACCCCACCAUCAGCAGCAGCAGCAGCAGCAGGAGGGGCAGGAGCAGCGGCAGCAGGAGGGGCAGGGGCAGCUCCUUUACGUCUGCUGCCGCUGACACUCCGCGACGUGCGCAUCGGGACCCGGUGGGCGGAGCGGGCUCACGCUGCGGGCCUGCUGGCAGCGCAGGUGCUGCUGGAGGAUGCUUUGGAGGAGAAGGAGGAGGGGCGAGGCGGGGCGGGGGGCGGCUGGGGCAGCAGCGGCGGUAACGCCUUAGCGGGGAUCUCGGGGGCGUCGCUGCGGGGUCUACGGCUCGCGGGGUUGCUGCUAUGGGAUGAUGAUGACACGGAGGGAGCAGGAGGAGGAGCAGGAAGAGGGAGUGGCAUGCAGGGAGCGGGAGCGGGGGCAGCAGCGGCGGUGCCUUUCGGACGCGAGGAGUCGGGUCUUGAGGCCACUGCCGCUGCUGCCGGCGUUCCCGAGAAUGGCCUUCGAGCUGUGCAGUUGAUGAGGUUUGGGGAGCUAUGUUUGCUGGCUCAGGCCACCCUGUCGCGGCAACUCUCGGAACCCAUCGUCCUUGCGAAACUGCCAAACGCGGCAGCGGAAGUGUUCAUGCGGAUGUGGUGGGUGCGAUCCGGCCGCCGAGCCACCAAAUCGGACCCUGAGGUGGAGGCCCUGUGGUUGCGGUCGCAGCGGGGGAUGCUACGCGAAACGGUGCAUGCGGAUUUCUUGCGGUAUGCUGAGGAGGGGCUGGAUGAUGAUGAAAGGGAAAUCGUACUGGCUGCUCAGGGUGCUCUCACUGGGGCCUUACGUGCGUUUAGCUUACUCCAUGGGAACCGGGAAGUCCAAGGGGUGCGAGGGACGUUCGUACGCGCGGUCAUGAGGGCAGCGGCGGCGGCGGCGGAAGCGCGUCAGGUGGCGCUGGCGGCGGCGACGAGCAGUGUCGGCCGUACGGUGCCGCCGCCGGUCCCAUUGGAGGUACGACCGUUGUCGCUGCAACCGCCGCCGCCGCCAGCAACGGCGGCGGAGGGGGAGGAGGAAGACGGCGGCUACGAUUGCACUGCUCCGUACAUGAUGCUCGUACGGCAACGUAGGGCGAAUCCGGCGAUGUGUCUGUUCGACUCGGCCGACCCACGGGUCACCGCUGCGCUGCUGCACCUGGCGGCCUGGAGGACGUAUGUGGAGUGCGGCAGCACCAGCGUGGCUGACUCAUUCCUGGUGGCCGCCUUACCAGUCAUUCGACCUGAUCUCUCCUACGACGAACGCCGGGACGCCUUCCGCGGCGCCCCCGGCUCGCCGCCCCACCUGCUGCUGUGCCUGCGUGGCAGGGAGAAGGACCCCUUGCCCCGCACGCCGGCACUGGUGCUGCAAGGCGGCGAAUGCUUCGACCAGGUCUACAACGCCGCCCUGGCCCUGCUGAACCAGAGAAGCAAGGGCUCGCUGUCGCGCCAGACCCUGCGCCCCUUCGCCUCCCCCUCCCCCUCCUGCGUGCUGCUGCUGGAGCUGCAGGGCAGUGCAGCCUGCCACACAGCUCUAGCAGCACUGGCGCUGGCCCACCAGUUCGUACACGCAAACCGUGCCCCGGCUCCCUCCACCACCUCCACCACCUCCACCACCUCCACCACCUCCACCUCCACCUCCACCUCCACCUCCACCUCCACCUCCACCUCCACCUCCACCUCCACCUCCACCUCCACCUCCACCUCCACCUCCACCUCCACCUCCACCUCCACCUCCACCUCCACCUCCACCUCCACCUCCACCUCCACCUCCACCUCCACCUCCUCCACCACUUCCUCCACCCCCUCCACCUCCUCCUCCUGCCAAGGCCCCCGGUCCCGGCUGGAGUGCCGCGUCCUGCUGCCCGACACCUCCAUCAGGUCCGUCAUCGCCACCGCCAAGCACCCCGCCACGCGGGCCCUGGUGGGUGCGCUGCGGGACGCCGCACGUGACCCACGGGUCGCUUUCCACCGCGGCGGGUCCGGCAGGCGGCAGCUUGAGGGGCUGUUGGGGCGGUGGGGGGAUGCGGCGGAGUGGGAGGGGCUGCCGGUGAGGGUGGCGGUGAGCUGGGGCAUGGUGUUUGGCGCGGGGGGUAGGGUGUGAAACGGAGAACAAUGCGAGGUGUGUAGGGAGGUAAAGAGGAAACAACUAACUGACUGAGGGAUAAGGCGUCAACAUGGGUUGCAACAUGUGAGCCAGCCCGAGGUGUAGGGAGGGGCGUGGGGGAAGGGGGUGGAUGUCGUGGGAUGUGCGGAUGUGUGUGUCCGGAGGUAUGUUGGGCGGGAAGUCGGCUAGUAGUACCGGUAUGAGGGUGUGUGCCGUUUAGAGGUAGAGGACGUGGGUUGGUGAGGAGGUGCAGCAGGGGGACAGCGACGUAAUCGUGGGUAGUCACGCACAAGGAGGGGUAGUCACACCCCAAGGCAGGCAGCUUUCAGGUGGCAGGCGGGUUACGAGGUAGUAGAGGUCUUGCAUCAGGGAUGUGUGCGUGCAACUUCCAUAUUGCUGCUGCACUGCAUUGCUUGGGCUGGAAGGGCCGGCGAAGGGGCGGCGCGGGUUAGGCAGGUAAAGGGGCGGUAUAAGGCCAGUAUAAAUGAGGCGAGCCGAGCAAGGCAGGCUGGCAGUGCAGGAUAAGCAGGGUGUUCAAUAGCCUGUUACAGGCAUUGUGCAACUUCAUAUCAGGAGCCAUACGUGUGCUGUAUGAUGGUGCAUGCGAGGAGACGGUGACAGAGCAGCCGUGACAUUAGCGCAGCCGUGAUUGAAUGUAGGGGUCUGUCAUCGGCGCAAGUAGAGGUAUGUAUUACAUUGUAGGGUAGGCAUGUGUCCCUCACAAAUGGUUUGUGCCAUAAAGGGUUCUGCACGGCUUCCGCAAUGUGUCUGUAUACGCGUGUUAGGAUUGCAUUCCGGCGUUACACAUUAUGAUUAUGGCACUUUGUGUGCUUUGUGGCAUUGUCGACCGGAGACUCUUAUACAAACUGUAUGAUGACGUGCACGGCGUGCUGUUUAUCUUGAAAUGGUGUCCCAGCGACGGUGUAAAGUCGGAGAAUUGGGUCGCGACGACUCGGCUACCUCGAGCCUAAUAAUUC